AUUCGAUGUUCGUUCUUUUUGGCCCGAGACAUGCCAUCUGACCGACCCCUGCAACAAAAAUUGUCCUCGAUAGAAACACUCGUUCUCUUCUUCUUCACUCCCCCUCUCAUUUGUGGUCACCAUUUGGAAUCCCUCGCUGCUGUCGAGAAGCCCAAGGCCCUCCUGCUGUCUUUUUUCCUUGCGAUUCUCCGGCUGAGAAUUUUUCCUACCAAUGCCUUCUUCCUUCGGUCUCUCUGUUUCACCAAAAAUUAAAUACUGAAUUAACUAACUUUAAUAUUUCAGUUUAUGUAAUAAAAAUGACAUGAACACACAUCUUUUAUCAGCAGAAUUUUAAAUGACAUCAAUGACUUGAGUAUAAUGACAACACCGGAGCUGUCACCGGUGGCAUUUUUCGUUGAAGAGAAAAGAGAGAAGAUCAAAAUGAUAUGAACCGUCAAAGACCUAACAAUUAACAUGCAUUUUUCAUACAUUUUGGAAGUACAGUUUUCGACAAAGUAAAUGCUUUUCUAUCUUAAAGAAGUACUCUAUUUUCAAAUAAAAAUUGGAUCUAAUAAUUUUUUCUACUUUCUUUUACAUUUGUUAAAAUUGGAGUCCAAAAUCAAGUGGGACAGAGAAUCAGAAACAGAGGGAGUACAAGUGUAUAAGUUAGCACAGAAUAUUCAAAAGGUAACAUACUUAAACAAGAAAGACUGACGUUUUCAUUGGAUCAUAGAUUCCAUCGUUUUCACUACUAUGAAACCGUGUGACGUUUUCACUACUUCUACAAGGUAUGACGUUUUCAUUAUGUUGAAACCGUGUGAAGAUUCUAAAGGUAACACACUUGAACAAGUGUACGACGUUUUCACUACUUCUAAACUACAGGUUUUACAAGAUGCAGGAUCACAGCCUUCCGUCAUCCCCAUCGGCAUAGUUCUCGACACCAAAUCGCCGUUGGGUUCUAUGCUCAAUCUCUGCAUAGAGAUGGCUCAUUCGGACUUUUAUGCUAAAAAUCCAAAUUAUGAUACAAUGCUGCAUCUGCAUAUAAGAAAUGCUCAAAGUGUUCUCGAUGCUAAUUUGGCAGUUGUAGAUUUAUUGGAGCAUGAACAAGUUGUAGGCCUCAUAGGGCCACAAGGUUCAACUCAAGAUACAUUCAUCUCAGAAUUGGGGCAAAAGUUUCAUGUCCCAAUGAUAUCCCUCACUGCAAGAAGCUCAUCUUCACAAAACAGCUUCUUUCUUAGAGCAACCGUUGAUGAUUCUACCCAAGCUCGAGCUCUUGCUUCACUUUGCCAAGUACUCAAAUGGCCUCAGGCCGUGCUUCUGUUCGAGGACACCGAAUACGGCCACCAAUUCCACUCCCACCUCAGCAGCGCCUUCCAAGAAGCCGGGAUCGGCCUCGUGCAGCCCAUUGCUGUCCCCACGAACCGCAAGCGCCUCACCGAACUGCUCACCCCGCUCGAUCGUCAGGAAACCAAGGUUUUCAUACUCCACAUGAACCCCUCUCUCGGAUUCCGCCUCAUCGAGGCUGCCAAGAGAGUGGGAAUGACACGGGCUGGGAGUGCAUGGGUUGUCACGGACAGCAUGGCCAAUUUUCUCAGCUCCAUGGAUGCCCCCACGCGCGAGGCCAUGGAGGGGGCGGUGGGGCUGAGGCCCCACGUGGAGGCAUCCAAGGAGCUCAGAUACUUCCAAGAGAGAUGGGCGAGAAAUAGCAGCGCCCAUCUGAAUGUGAUUGGAUUAUGGGCGUACGAUCUCAUCACUGCCUUAGCAACUGCUGUGGAGAAACUGGGACCAGUUUCUCCACAGAAUCUGUGCAGUAACGAGAAGAAUCUCGUUACUGCACGGACUUCCUCGUACGGGUCUUGUCUGCUGAGAGAGCUGGCAAGCACGAGAUUCCAGGGGCUCAGCGGCUCCUUUGAGCUUGCCAACGGGAGGCUGAAGGGCUCGGGUUUCGAGAUAGUUAAUCUUGUCGGGACGGGGGAGAAGGUGCUGGGAGUGUGGGAUCCUCGGAGGGGGUUUGAGAAAGAGUUGAUGAAUGCGGUGUGGCCCGGUGAUUCGACUGUUAAACCGAAGGGAUGGGCUAUGCCAGCUUCGGGGAGGCUCCGUGUAGGGGUGCCGUGGAAGCCGGGGUUUGUGGAGUUUGUGAAGGCGGUUAUAGAUCCUGCAACCAAUGAGACGCGCGCCACUGGUUUUGCUGUUGACAUCUUCUUGUACGCGUUGAAGCAGAUGCCGUUUCAUAUUAACUACACGUUUUUGUGCUACAAUGAGAGCACAAGCACUAAUUGGAGCUAUGACAGUAUGCUACACGAGAUCCCUCAGAAAUACGAUAUGGUUGUGGCAGACACGACCAUUUGGGCUCCACGGGCAUCGUAUGUUGACUUUACACUGCCUUAUUCGGAGUCGGGAUUGGUUUUGGUUGUGAAGAACAACAAGCCACUCAACAUGUGGAUAUUUAUCAAACCGUUGAGGUGGGAUCUGUGGCUUGCAAUUUUGUUAGCCUCUCUGCUCAUGGGAUCAUUCAUUUGGAAGUUAGAAGCUGCAGUUGCUCGACCAAAUGAUGAUCGAAGGGGAAUUGCGUUUUUUGUUCCUUUCACAGGAAUGGCUUUUCAAGAUCUCGCCUUAGUGGCUAGGAAGACGUCGCUUUUCGUGCUCGGGUGCUGGCUUUUUACCAUAUUCGUACUAUCGCAGAGCUACACCGCAAACUUGUCGGCCAUCCUAACGCUGGAUCAGCUCCACUUCUCCUUCUCCGACGACCACUACAUCGGCUACCACCGCGGCUCUUUCACCUACGAAUUCCUAACCGAGAAACUAAGCAUUAGCCCGGCGAGGCUGCGGCCCUACUCUUCCCUCCAAGAAUACCACGACGCAAUGCGCAAAGGCAGCAAGAGAGGCGGCAUCGACGCCAUAUUCGACGAGCUCCCUUACAUGAAGCUCUUGAUCAAUCGAUACGACUCCCGCUACAAGAUGAAGGGCCCCACUUUCAGGACUGACGGCCUCGGCUUCGCGCUCCCUGUCGGGUCUCCACUGGUUGCGCACUUCUCGAGAGCCAUAUUGAAUGUGACGCAGGGUCCUGAGAUGACGGGCUUGGAGCAGAAGAAUUUUGGGCCAGGCUACUCAUCUCAGGACCCGCUGUUGGGCUUGGUGUCCCAGGGGGCGUCCAGCCUCACUUUUCUUGAUUUCGCGGGCCUCUUUAUUAUUCUAGCUGCGUUUACUGUGUCUGCUUUUGUUGCCGCGGAAAUAGGCGCGUUUGAUAGAAUUAGGGAACACUACAAAAAACUGUCAGAUUACCAGCGAAAAUUAGUAGCGGAUAUAGUAUGUUGCUGUUAGUAGCGGAUUGGCAACGGAAAGUCCACUAGUAACUGUACCAGCGGAAUUAGUAGCAAAUUUAUGAUGGAUUUUGAUUUCAUAA
Salvia hispanica is the source of this 3382-nucleotide messenger RNA. RefSeq names its product glutamate receptor 2.7-like. NCBI's taxonomy places the organism in Eukaryota, Viridiplantae, Streptophyta, Magnoliopsida, Lamiales, Lamiaceae. Gene Ontology annotation, molecular function: ligand-gated monoatomic ion channel activity. Gene Ontology annotation, cellular component: membrane. The record is from RefSeq and is a predicted model, not a curated record.